Molecule: messenger RNA, 4997 nt
Organism: Mycetomoellerius zeteki
Lineage: Eukaryota; Metazoa; Arthropoda; Insecta; Hymenoptera; Formicidae
Gene: Tomosyn
Product: syntaxin-binding protein tomosyn
Exons: 23
Coding region: 257-4327 (1356 amino acids)
Biological process (GO): exocytosis; Golgi to plasma membrane transport
Cellular component (GO): cytoplasm; plasma membrane; SNARE complex
Molecular function (GO): syntaxin binding; GTPase activator activity; myosin II binding
Source: RefSeq, a predicted model, not a curated record
UCAGCAGCAGCAGCAGCAGCAGCAGUGCUUUCAACGACGAGAAGUUGAUCGCGCCCGUGAAAGAGAGAGAAAGAGCGAAAACAUGUCAUUGGAUUUUCGCGAAUGAGCCCGGAGCAAAGAAAGAGAGAGAGAAAGAGAGAGAGAGAGGAGCCACGGCGAGCCAGAUCUUCGAAUUCCUGGCCGUGAUUUCGUAGACGGACGGCGGCGAUUGCACAUGUGAUCCCCCCUGAGUGGCCGACCCCAUUUGGCAGACGCGAUGAAGAAGUUCACGAUCAAGGGUGUACUCGACGGGUUCCGGUCGUCGGUCCCGCAGCCCACCAAGCCCGACCAGGAAAUCAUCGAGAAUCUCAGGACGGAGCACUUUCAAGUUAAGAAGACAUUCAGACACGGCUUCCCGCAUCAACCGACAGCGUUGGCAUUCGACCCAGUUCAAAGGCUCCUAGCUAUUGGCACUAAAUCAGGAUCCCUCAGGAUUUUGGGUAGACCGGGCGUGGAUGCACACGUUAAACAUGAGGAAUGUUCGCCCGUGUUGCGACUGCAGUUCCUGAUCAACGAAGGAGCGUUGGUGUCCGCUACGGAGGACGACACCUUGCAUUUGUGGAACUUCCGUCAGAAGAUACCGCAGGUGGUACAUAGCCUCAAGUUUCAGAGAGACAGAAUCACUUGCAUACAUUUACCGUUGCAAAGUAAAUGGUUGUACAUUGGGACCGAUCGAGGAAAUAUUCACAUACUGCAUAUUGAAACGUUUGUUCUAUCCGGAUAUGUAAUUAAUUGGAACAAGGCUAUUGAAGUAUCUAGAAAGACUCACCCUGGUGCUGUAGUACACUUGAGUGAUAAUCCUUUAGAUUUGAGCAAGAUGCUUAUAGGAUAUUCAUCAGGGCAAGUUGUUUUAUGGGACUUAAAAACCAAGAUUGCUGACUAUAGAUGUCAAACAGAUGAUUUAUUAACAUCGAUAACAUGGCAUCAUGAAGGUAAACAAUUCAUGUGCAGUCACUCGGAUGGUUCUCUUUCAACUUGGACUAUUCGGCAAUUAAAACCGAGUAUAACAUUUCCACAUGCAAAAUUCACUAAAGACGGAGAACCUGAACGUUGUAAGGCCAUUCAAAAAGUAGAAUGGAAGUUAUCGAGAUCAGGAGAAGCAUAUGUGAUAUUCUCUGGUGGAUUGGCACAGGACACCACUGGGAGAACACCCAGCAUUACAGUGAUGCAUGGAAAAACUACUACGGUGCUCGAAAUGGAACAUAAUGUUGUAGACUUUAUAACGCUGUGUGAUAGUCCAUGGGCUAGUGAUUUUCAAGAUCCUUAUGCUGUUGUUGUUUUAUUACAAAAUGAUCUGGUUGUGAUAGAUUUGUUAACUACUGGAUUCCCUUGUUUUGAGAAUCCAUAUCCUAUGGAUAUUCAUGAAUCUCCUGUGACAUGUUGUGCAUAUUUUGCGGAUUGCCCUUCGGAUCUAGUACCUGCAUUUUAUUCCGUUGGAUCAAAGUCACAGAAGAAGACUGGCUUUAGCGAGAAAGAAUGGCCUAUCUCCGGUGGCGAAUGGAGCUCCAGUUCUAGCAGUUAUAACGAAAUUAUUCUUACGGGGCAUGCCGAUGGCAGUAUAAAGUUUUGGGACGCUUCAGCGGGAACAUUACAAGUCCUUUACAAACUAAAGACGGCGAAACUUUUUGAAAAAACUAGAACGCGUAGUAUAGAUUCUGAGGAAGAUCCGUUAGCGAUUCAACUUAUCUUCCUUUGUCCUGAAAGUCGGAAAUUAGCUAUUGCAGGAAGUGGCAAGCAUAUCGUAUUGUUCAAAUUUAAAAAGGUUGAAAGUAUGUCUGAAGUAGUGACUUUGGAAAUAUGUUUAUCGGUGGAUCCGUUAAAAGAAGCGGACAAUUCACCGGAUCGUGAAUCUCCGGCAACCGGAAACACCGUAGGAAACGUGGAAACGAAGACUAUAGAGUUCAAUCAUCCGCUCAAAGUCAAAACGGGACUACAGAAAAGGCCAGCCGGUUUUCAAGCGACAUUGAUUUGUUUGACAACUGCACCUCCUGGAGAACUACCCGAAAAUAUAACAUCCCUCAGUUUAAAUUCCUCAUACGGCCUAUUGGCCUAUGGAAAUGAGUCGGGGUUAGUGAUAGUGGACAUCGUGCAGAAGAUCUCUUUAGUCGUAUUGAACACCAGUGAUCUUGGUGGUGGCGAUCCUUAUCAACGCGUCUUGCGAAGUCCCAAACGGCAGGACGAAUUAAAACGAGAAAAUGAAGAUAAGGCACGAAGUCCAAGUUCAGAUCAGAGUCAACGAGAAUCCGUGAUGGAAUUCGAGCCGAUAGUUACAAGGAUAGCGGAUUCGAUCCAACAAGUACAGCAACAGCAACAGUGUCCUCGCAAUGAGAGUCAGACUGGAAACAGUAGUGAUAAACCGAGCGCGGAGGAAACCACGAACGAAUCCAAUAAAGCGGGUAACAUUCCUAACGGCGACGAGUGUCAGAAAAGCCAAGGUUGGAAGGGAUUUAGUCUCAAGAGACAACUAAGCAAGGUUGAUCUGAAGAUUAAAAAUACUUUUACACCGUCCUCGGUGUCUUCUCAGAAUGGGAGCUCGUCGUCGGGGCUCAUGCAAGUACCCCAAUGUCAGCAGAUAAGCAGCGAUACUGGCAGUCAAAAGUCUUCCACGUUUUACUGCAAUAUCGAAGCGGCUAGCACAAGUUCGCUGUCGCCGGUUGAAAGUGUUGACUCUGAGUCUUCGUUAUCGCCGGAGAGUCAAUCUCCGGGACACGACAGUCCUCAGACUGAUGACAAGAAGCAAGAGAUCCAAGAGGCUAGAAGCCCGACGGAGAACGAGAAUGAGAAAACGGUAAUGAGCAAUGACAAUAUCGGCGCGAAAACUGAAGCGGUAAGACCGAUGAACCUGUCUUUGCCCGAACACGAGGCAAAACCGUCAAGAUUGAGGUAUAUUGCCAAAAUCAAACAAGCAAAGAGAGAGGGCCGUUUGCUCUCGGUGCCGAAUCUAAAAUUUUCCAAGAACGAGACAGCCGUUUGUGACCUAAGAUGCGAGGAGAGUGCUACCUCAUCAGAAUCGUUCACCGGCAAUCUUAUGAGAAGAUUCAGUCGGAUAGACAAAUUCGACGGCUCCUUCCAACGAUCAAGGAGUUCGAGUAUGUCGUCCCUCGAAAAUAUCACCACCGAAACCAUAAGCUGCCUUACAUUUGCGGAUUCUUAUACAAAAAAAAACGAUACGAACGGUAUGCCGACGUUAUGGAUUGGCACGUCUCUGGGAUCUGUACAGACUGUUGUAUUCAACACGCCUGCCCACAGCGAACGCCAUGCUCACCCAGUGGUUGUGUCUACUUGUAAUGGAUCUACUUUCAAACUCAAGGGUUGUAUCUUAUCGAUGUCAUUCUUAGACUGCAACGGCGCUCUGAUCCCGUAUUCAUAUGAAUCUUGGAAAGACGAGAACACGGAUGGCAAAGAACGAAACAAGAGUCAAGGAAAAUGUACAAAUAGCCGAAUGUCACCGUCGACGAACACGCAAGUCAGCGGGGACAACUUCGAGGACAGACAAUUUGUCGUGCUUGUAUCAGAGAAGCAAGCGAGAGUUGUGGCAUUACCUUCCCAAAACUGUAUAUAUAGGCAACAGCUAGCGGAGACUCAUAUCGUAAUUAAAGCAGAAGUUACCUCACUCAAAGAUAACGUCUGCCUGGUAUGUUAUGUUUCGAAUGGUCACAUCACAACAUAUAGUUUGCCCAGCCUGAGACCGCUGAUAGACGUCGAUUUUCUACCUCUUGUAGAUUUGAGUUUUCAGACCACAAAACACGGCAUUGUAGACCCUAUGUUGACCAUAUGGGGUCAUCAACUCUUUGUUAAUGGCGAUACCGAUCAGAUCGCAAAGACGCUUUGCUUCAGCAAUCGAGGCCAUGGUUUAUAUCUCUCAUCACCAAUGGAAAUACAGAAGUUCUCCGUUUCGAGUGAAUUCUGCGCCGAAUUGACGGAGAUGAUGGGUGAUCUGUUUAUUGGCCACGAUAUGCCAGAACCGCCUAAAGAGAGUUUCUUCAAAGGUUUAUUCGGUGGUGGUUCGAGGAGUCUCGAUCGGGAAGAGUUAUUCGGUGAAUCCAGCGGUCGUGCGUCGCGCACAGUGGCGAAACAUAUUCCAGGACCAAACGAGGCUCUCCGAGAACGAGUCUCUAGCGCAACGGGCGAGGUAAAUAUGGCACAUCAGAUGGUGUUGGAACGCGGCGAGAAGCUAUCGCAGCUCGAAGACCGGACCGCACGUAUGAUGUCGGAAGCUGAGAAUUUUUCUCAGAGCGCUCAUGGAUUGAUGCUCAAGUACAAAGACAAGAAAUGGUACCAACUAUGAGAACGCCAUUCGAUCCGAGCCCGAUGGGACGACGCAUGUUUCUUUAGUUACUUAGCGUUCGUGUUUCGUCUAUGAGUUUUGUCGUAUUAAGAAACUAAAAGCUAGCUAUACUACGAUCCUCACGCACACAUGGGAAACUUCUACACGAAGGGAGAGAGAUAAAGCAGAUAUAUGUACAUGCGAUCAUCUGUGCGACGCACACGGUACACACGCACAUGUUGUAAACGAGAAACAAAAAAAACAUAUAUUUCAAAGCGGAUAAGUAUUGCGACGAUCUCUCAAAUGUGUAAAUCUUUGCGUAUGAAUGAAUAAAAGAGAGACGUCAGCGAGAUAAAAGUCGCGGCUACGCCGUGAUGCAUUUGUGCGGAUGUGACACACAUGUACGUAUAAUUAUUUAAAAUAUAAAGUACUUAUAUACGCAAUGAUGCGACAGAAAUAUACGCGAGUCAAUAUAAGCAAUUAUGUAAUAAUUCGCCUUUUAACCGGUGGCACUCGUUAAUUCAUUCGGACGUCCUGUGAACGUGUUUAAUGGCGCCUUGCCUUGUUUGCUUCUCAGCAAAGAAUUGCCAAUAAGUAUUUACGAACGUCACAUUGUUGCAGAGUUUAUGCACUUUCAGGUAGAUGGAAUCGAGUGAAACGCUAAGAAUCGCAUUAGUUGUAAAUCGACAAA